Cajanus cajan (pigeon pea) is the source of this 1244-nucleotide messenger RNA. RefSeq names its product protein OXIDATIVE STRESS 3 LIKE 4. NCBI's taxonomy places the organism in Eukaryota, Viridiplantae, Streptophyta, Magnoliopsida, Fabales, Fabaceae. The record is from RefSeq and is a predicted model, not a curated record.
CCACUCCAUUAUUUUUAUUUUGGGUCUUAUCUCUAUCCUCAUUUCUCUGCAACUCUCUCUCUCUCUCUCUACUCCUUUGGGAGUGUGCAGAUUGAUGACAAGAAACCCCAUUACGUGGAAACCCAAGAGGAAGAGAAGACGAAGAGGACAAGGAUAAAGGGUAACUAAAUCGCUGCUUCUGUGGCUUCGUUCUUUCCAAUUUCUGCAUACCUUUUUGCGCCAGAUAAAAAUGGAGUUUUUGGUGGGUCCCGCUUUCACGAUCGACGUUCCGUCGUCUCCGUCGCCGGACGGCCACCCCGACGAGCGGAUCUUCCUUAACGGGUCGCCGGAAGAUGAUGGGCCGAACUUUCGGAUCUCGGGCCCAUCUAAGUUCUUCGCCGGCGGCGUGUCGGAGAGUUCGUCGUCGAUCGGAACCCCCGACGACAGUGAGAACGAAGAGGAGGAAGAGGAAGUGCAGAGCAAGCUGAAGAUACGAACUGGGUUGGGUUCUUUGGAUGCUUUGGAGGAUUCUCUUCCCAUCAAGAGGGGAUUGUCGAGUCAUUUUGAUGGAAAAUCGAAAUCGUUCUCAGAUCUAUCUCAAGUGAGCACUUUGAAGGAUUUGAAGGAGUUGCAAAAGCAAGAGAGUCCUUUCAACAAGAGAAGAAGGGUUCUGAUUGCAUCUAAGUGGUCCAGAAAAUCAGCUUUCUAUUCCUGGUCCAACCCCAAAUCCAUGCCUCUUUUGCCUGUGGAUGAGGAUCAUGAUGAUGAUUAUUAUGAAGAGGAGGAAGAAGAAAAAGCUAGAAAAGUUCCCUCUGCUUCCUCUUCUUCUUCCUCCUCCCUGGCUGAGGAGAAGAAACAAGAAGAUCAGGUUCAGCUGAGGCUCAACAGAGUUCCACAAUCUUAUGCUGCUGAGAUGAGGCUAAGACUUGGAAGCUUCAAGUCAAGGAGCUUUUCUCUCGCAGAUCUGCAAGAGCAUGAUGAUGAGGAAGAAGAUGAUGAUGUUGAUUAAUUAACAUUUGACAUAGCUUUUUUUUUUUUAUUCUUUUGUUAUUGUUGUUACUAAAUAAAAUUAAAUAGUGUUAAGUAAAAGUAACUAUGUUAAAAAAAAAUAAAAAAAAAUUAUCCUUCUGUUUCUACCUUUUUUCUGCUUAAAAAAAAAUGAAUUUUGUUAAUAGAUAUACUGUGCAUAUCCUGUGGGUCAAGGGCAGUAAUGAAAGCUUCAUAGUUCAUAUAAUGACAGGAGCUCUGAGCUUUACUUUUCUUUU